Molecule: messenger RNA, 1135 nt
Organism: Helianthus annuus (common sunflower)
Lineage: Eukaryota; Viridiplantae; Streptophyta; Magnoliopsida; Asterales; Asteraceae
Exons: 3
Coding region: 141-1052 (303 amino acids)
Source: RefSeq, a predicted model, not a curated record
CCAAAAACACGCACCCCGUAUUCUUUCCCAUAAAACGUUACAGGCACGACCACCAAAACCCCAUUGAAGCAAAAGUUCCGCGUCUCGUACAAUUCAAACACCCCUUUCCAACACCACCAGACAGACACCCUUCCUUAACAAUGCAUGCGAAAUCCGACUCCGAUUUAACUAGCGUCGAAGCUCUAACCCCACCCCGCUCACCCCGCCGGCCACUCUACUACGUCCAGAGCCCAUCUAACCACGAUGCCAACGACAAAAUGUCCUACGGCUCCAGCCCAUUCGGCUCACCCAUUCACCAUUCCCGUGAGUCCUCCACUUCCCGCACUUUUUCAGCUUCCAUUAAACACGCCGUUGUUCGGGCUAACGGUGUACGGCCUCUGUCUCCCUGGAAACGCCUUGAGUAUGGUACUGAUAUGGAUGAUGAGGAUGAUGAAGUUGACGGUGACGGUGACGGUCGUCUUCCGUUUAAGUUUUACGUUAUGUGGUUUGUAGUGUCGUUUAUCCUCUUGUUUACCGUUUUCUCUUUGAUUUUGUGGGCUGCUAGUGUUCCGUACAAGCCUAAGGUUGUGGUUAAGAGUAUGAUGUUUGACAACUUUAAUGUCCAAUCCGGGAUGGAUGCAACGGGAGUACCAACGGAUAUGUUGACUUUGAAUACAACAGUCAAAAUAUUUUACAGGAAUCCGGCUACGUUUUUUGGUGUUCAUGUCACCGUUACUCCUAUUCAGAUUCAUUAUUUUCAACUUAAGCUUGCUUCUGGCUACGUGAAGAAGUUUUACCAAUCAAGAAAGAGCCAAAGAGUGAUUGUAGCCCAAGUUUUGGGGUAUCAAACGCCACUAUAUGGCGGAGUGUCGCCUUUCAAUGCCGCCAUAGGCCACCCGAAGAACGUAAUAGUUCCUGUUAAUCUGACAUUCGUGAUGAGGUCGAGAGCAUACAUUUUAGGGAGGCUGGUGAAACCCAAAUUCUACAAAAAUGUCUUGUGUCAAGUCACAUUACGAGGUAACCAAAUUGGUAAGCAUGUGAACUUGACUGAUUCUUGCAUCUAUCUUGAUUAAUUUGUAGAAACAUUUGUAUCUUGUUGUCUUCUAACAUUGGUACAUAAUUGAAUUGUCAAGUCAUAUGACUGGUGAUAUUUGUC